AUGUCGAAAGUAGCAUCACGUUUAAAGUCAGCAAAAAAAUUAAUGGAAAAAGUAGAUCAUAGUUCUAAAUUACAUACAGAAAUACCGGCUGGUUUAGCAUCUCCAAGUCCACCUCUUGGCUCACAAUUAGGACAGAGAAAUAUAAAUAUUGCCAAUUUUGUGAAAGAAUUUAAUCAAAAAACAGAACAUUUGAAAGAAGGCAUACCAAUACCAUGUAGGGUUAAGGUAAAUCCUGAUAGAACUUAUGAUCUUGUAAUGCAUAAACCUCCGACAUCGUAUUACCUAAUGCAGGCUGCUGGUAUUCAGAGAGGUGCUAUGAACUCAGGAAAAGAAACUUCCGGUAAAAUAACUUUAAAACAUCUGUAUGAAAUAGCUAAAAUAAAAUCUGAAGAUCCACCAUUGAGUUUGUUGACACUGGAACAAAUAACACAGAUGUUUGUUGGUAUAGCUAGAACGAUAGGUAUUCAAAUAGUUCGUGACUUAGAUGCUGAUGAAUAUGCUAAAUUUUUAAAAGAACGAGAAGUUAUUGUUGCUGAGCAAAAGAAAGCAAUUCAGGAGGCGAAGGAAGCUAAGAUGUUACGAACAGCGUAG
This is a messenger RNA of Cotesia congregata, 591 nucleotides long. The record is from the annotation of a GenBank genome assembly. NCBI's taxonomy places the organism in Eukaryota, Metazoa, Arthropoda, Insecta, Hymenoptera, Braconidae.